AAGGACCUUCAUGAAGGGAUCGAGCUGGGGGUUUUGCGCCCUACGACUUGUUCCUUUACCAGCCCACCGGUGCAAGAGACCGGACCCACCGGAAAGCCCCCCGAGUCACUGUGCCGCGCGAUGGAGGCAGAUCUUCAGGAUGGUGAGCAGAUCUCUGCGGACAUCCCCAUGCUGCGCAUCAUGCUGGCCUGUGCUGUGAUCCUCUUGGAAGCCCUUGUGGCCAGAUUUUUGGAGCUGGGGAAUGCAGAUCAACUCUUGAUCUCUGGAGUGAGAUGCUUCGUUCAACUGUCGGUGCUGGGCUUCAUCCUGGCUCCCAUCUUUGAGCUCCAGUCCCCAAGCUUGGUCUUGGCGUAUGUCUUUGGCUUCAUGGUCCUGGUCUCCGCCCAUGAAGCAGCUGCACGACCGAAGGUGACCUACCCGGGCAUCUUCUACAAGUCGGUCCUCAGUCUUGGCUCGGCGCUGUUGCUCAGCGGCCUGCUUCUACUCUUCAUUGUUCAGCCAGACCCGUGGUACGACGCCCAGUACGUGAUCCCUUUGGCGGGCAUGCUCAUCAACAACAGCCUUUCGGGUGUGGCAUUGGCCUUGAAUGCCAUGAUCGAUCACCUCCACAACAACAAAGAGCAGGUGGAGGUGCUUCUGGCCUUUGGAGCGACGCCCUGGGAAGCUGCUUGGCCGGGCUUCGUCAAGAGUGUGCAAGCUGCAUUGAUUCCUGCUAUCAAUGGGAUGAAUGUGGUCGGCCUGGUGUCCAUCCCCGGAAUGAUGACAGGGCAGAUUCUCGGGGGCGCACCCCCCCAUGAAAGCUGCCCGCUAUCAGAUUGUCAUUACCUUCCUCAUUUCCGGCUGCUCCUUCGCUGCCUUGUGCCUCAUCUGUGCAUUCACCAUCCAAGCAUUUUUUGAUGAGCGAGGUCGGCAUGAUGAUAGCGAGGUGAAGCCGCAGUCAAGGCUCAACAUCUCCAAGUUGCUGGACUUCAGCAAGUGGCCGAGUCGGAAGACCCAGGCCGUGCCAGCGACCUCCACGCCUUUGUUGGCUGACUCGGCUUCUCCUUUGGCCUUGCAGAAGACCUGGGACAAAUCGAAGGAUGGAGGCGGUCUCAUCCUGGAUUUGCCACUGGAGGGCUUGGUGGGGAAGCAGCGCCCGCUCAAGGUGCAUUUCAAGGUCCACGAUGGGGAGGUCCUUUGCAUGAUGGGGCCCAGCGGUGCGGGCAAAUCAACGAUCUUGAAGUGGAUCGCGGACCUUUCGGCCUCUGUUUGGGGCUCCAGGACCCUGCGUGGACAGGAGAUCUCUUCGCCGCAACACUGGCGAAGGGAGGUCCUCUAUUUGCACCAGAUCAAAGCGCCACUGCCUGGUACUCCAAAGUCGUUUGCCCAGGUGGUCUCGAAGCUCUGGGUGAAUGCACAGCGCAACGCCUUGCCCCUCCCGCCAUUGCUUCAAUCCAUAGGUUUAGACGAGAGCCUUCUGGAGCGGCCUUGGUCCGAGCUCUCUGGCGGCGAAAGCCAGCGGAUGAUGUUCGCCAUCGCCAUGGCCACCGAGCCAGCCUGUUUGGUCUUGGACGAGCCAACCAGCGCGCUGGAUGAGGCGUCCAAGCGUUUGGUCGAGGAGGUGCUUCAGAAACGAGGCAAAGAUUCCUGCAUUAUUCUGGCCACCCAUGAUCCCAAGCAAGCUGAACGGGUUGGCUCUGCGCUCUGGAGCUUCUCUGUUGGGCCAUGAGGAAAAAAGACGAGCGCCCCUAUAUUGAGCACUCUUUUGACUCUUUUGUGAAGACCAUG
Durusdinium trenchii is the source of this 1767-nucleotide messenger RNA. NCBI's taxonomy places the organism in Eukaryota, Dinophyceae, Suessiales, Symbiodiniaceae. The record is from the annotation of a GenBank genome assembly.